UUCAAUCAAAGGAAAAAGCCCGAGAAAUCUUUCUGACAUUAAAUUAUGGCGAAUUUCCAGGCAGGGACAGCUGCGGUUCCUUCAACCCAAGUUGAAAUCAGUGUAGCCUGUCGAAAUUUACGAGACAGAGAUGCAUUUUCAAAGUCAGAUCCAAUUUGUGUUCUAUAUAACAAAGAUGUUCGUACAAAUUCUUGGCAUGAGUUUGGAAGAACAGAAAUGAUAAAAGACUGCUUAAAUCCAGAUUUUGUCAAGAAAUUCAUGAUGAAUUUCAUGUUUGAAGAAUCACAGAAAUUAAAAUUUGAAAUUUAUGAUGUAGAUUCUCCAAGCUCUAGACUUGAAGCUCAGGACUUUUUAGGAAGACUCGAGUGCACCUUAGGAGAAAUUGUGGGGCUCGGAGGAAAGAUUGAAAAAAAAUUAGAAGGUAUUAAAGGAUUGGGACAAAUUACAGUUAGAGCAGAAGAGGUCAGCUCCUGCAAGGAAUCAGCAACAUUACAUUUUAAUGCUACCAAGUUGGACAAGAAAGAUUUUCUUGGAAAGUCUGAUCCAUUCCUGAUUUUUUACAAGGCAAAUGAAGAUAACAGUUACACAGCUGUGCAUAAAACAGAAGUGAUAAAAAAUACCCUAAAUCCAACAUGGCGACCUUUCUCAAUACCAUUGCGGACAUUAUGUAAUGGAGAUUAUGACAGAUCUAUCAAAGUUGAAUGUUAUGACUGGGACAGUGAUGGCAGCAGCCAUGAUUUAAUAGGAAUUUUCUCAACAAAUAUGACACAGUUAAAGAAAGGACAAUGUCCUGAUAAUGAUUAUGAUUGUAUUAAUCCCAAGAAAAAGGCUAAGAAAAAAGGAUAUAAGAAUUCAGGACAGGUACAUUUACUCAGUUGCAAGAUAGAACAAAAUCCAACAUUCCUUGAUUAUGUGAAAGGAGGAACAUCAUUAAAUUUUACAGUUGCAAUAGAUUUCACAGCAUCUAAUGGUAAUCCAUCUCAGUCAACUUCAUUACAUUAUCUUAAUCCAUAUCAACCAAAUCAAUACUCGGCAGCCAUUCAGGCUGUAGGGGAGAUAAUUCAGGAUUAUGACAGUGAUAAGCAAUUUCCUGUGUUAGGAUUUGGUGCAAAACUCCCUGAUGGAUCAGUAUCACAUGAGUUUCCAUUGACAUUUAACCCCCAGAACCCUUAUUGUGCUGGACUUCAGGGAAUACUAUCAGCUUACUACAAUGCUCUACAAAAAGUGCAAUUAUAUGGACCAACUAAUUUUUCUCCAGUCAUUAAUCAUGUAGCAAGGUUUGCUGAGACCAACAGAGAUGGUAGUAAUUACUUUGUAUUGUUGAUCCUAACAGAUGGAGUCAUAACAGAUUUGCAUAAUACUAUAGAAUCAAUUGUUAAGGCUUCAAAUCUUCCAUUGUCUAUUAUCAUCAUAGGAGUGGGUGAUGCAGAAUUUGAUGCUAUGGAUGUAUUAGAUGCAGACAAUCAAAGACUAUGUUCUAGUGGAAGAUAUGCAGUCAGAGACAUUGUUCAGUUUGUUCCAUUUAGAGAUUUUCUUGGUGGGAAGUUUGGUAGUAAUAUGAAUAUAUCACAAGCAGCAUUAGCUAAAGAAGUACUGGCAGAAAUACCUGAUCAAGUGAUUCAAUAUAUGAAAGCUCAUGGUGUCAAACCAAAACCAGCAAAAUCAGACAUUCAACUUCCAGGACAGCAAUCUAAUGUUCCUAGUCAACCUCCACCUUCAUUUCAACAAUCUCAAGGUCAACCUGGGUACCCUCAAGGUCAAGGACAGGCAAUGCCACAAGCUGGCUAUCCUGGUCAAGCAAGCUUUCAUGGAAGGCCUCCGCACGGAGGUGGACCACCUUAUCCUGGAGGUCAGAGUGGAGCUCCUCCCUAUCCACAAAGUACACCUUCUGCAAACACACAACAAAGUGGAGCACCAUCAGGUAGUGCUCCACCCUACCCGCAAGGCCAAGGAUUACCACCAGGUAGACCUCCUCCACCACAAGUAGGGUCACAGCAAAGUGGUGCACCUCCAUAUCCUUCACAGGGUCAAACUGGCACACAGCAAAGUGGUGCACCACCAUAUCCUUCACAGGGUCAAACUGGCAUGCCAUCAGCGCCACCUCCAUAGAAGACAGUUAAAAUCAGAAUCUUUUUGAACAAAACUACAGUAUACAAAUGAAUGGAAAUUUAAAGUUUUAAAAUGUCUGUAAUGGUAUAUGAAUGUAUUUUGUGCUUUCAUUUUUAUAUGACCGCAAAAUUUGUCAUAUAUUGGUAUCACCUCGUCGUCGUCGUCAGCAUCUUCCGAAGACAGUUGGUUUCCGGACAAUAACUUUAGUAUAAUUAAAUAGAAAUCUAUGAAAUUUAAACACAAGGUUUAUAACCACAAAAGGAAGGUUGGGAUUGAUUUUGGGGGUUAUGGUCCUAACAGAUUAGGAAUUAGGGGCCAAAAAGGUACCCAAAUAAUUUUUUUGAGCUGAAAGGGGUGAUUUUAAAAAGAAAAAAUAACACUGGGUAUUUUUUAGUGAAAUAAUAAUGAAAAUGAUGACGUUCUACAUUUCAAUCCUGGUGUUGUCAAGUUGUGAUGGUCGUCUCUUAUAUCAAUGUCAUACAGAAGCUUGUAUAAAGAAAAAAAUGUCUGACUACCUGUAGCUAAGAAAUGGCUGGAUCACAGCACCGAUGAUUCUUUGAUUUUUAUUAAGUUCAGCUUUCUUUAAACCAGAUCAAACGAUUUUGACCUUAUAUACUUAGGACAAAACAACUGUGAUACCUUAAAAUCUCUGAGACUGCUGGAACUGUAUAUGUAUGUUUUAUUAGAUAUUUUUAUAUUUUGUUAUGCUUAAAAAAGAAUAGUUUGCAUUUAUUGCCUAUGUUAGAAAUAAGGGUACUAGACAUCAGAGGUGAUUUCAUAGAUUUGAAAUUCAGAUUUAUUAACUUUAAGUGACCUCAUUAGAUCAACAGAUACAACAGUAUUUCUGAAAUUCCAUACUUAUUAUUUGUGUUUAAACUAAAAUUAUUUGCAUGUGUAUUUAAUUAAGCAUUUACAUUUAACCUAAUUUUUAAUUUUGUGAUUUUUGUUAAUUUAUUUUGUUAUAACUAAAUCAUUCAUGUGUAAUCAACUAUUCAUACUUUUAUAAUAUACAAUUUAUUUUAUAUUAAGCUGCAUAAAAGUUACAAAUGUGCAAUAGAUGAGCUUCAUUCUCAAACAUGUAGACUAUAAAUAUCUGCUAUUGUCAGUAUGGUCAUAUAAGUGUUUUAUCUGUUAUACAUGUGCCUAUUUUUAUGAACAAAAUUGUGAAAUUUUUGUUGAAGCUAAGACUUCUUUGUAUAUUUUAGAUCAGAAACAAAUAUUUGAUUUCAAUUUCAGAAACCAAAUUUCUUUGUUGUUUUUACAGAAUCUCUGCUUUUUAGACCUGGCUUUUCUGUCAUAAAAUUUUGACUCAGUUCUCAAAGCACAAAAUGUGUGCUCAAAACAUUGAAUCCAGUAUUUUGAUUGGUUGAUUUCUGAGUCUCAGUACAAAAAAAGUACUGCCAAAUUGUAUGACUGUAAGGCCUGGAAAGCAAAAGUAAUGGAUAUUGGUAUGUUAUAUUACUGUAUAUGUACUGAACUAAAAUAGAAACAUUUUUAUAUGAUUCCAUAAUAAAACAUAUGCUUAUUUAUUUUUUGAAUUUCUUGAUAUUCAAAAAGAUUUGAUACAUUUAUCAUAAACUAUAAAUUUAAAUAGGAACGACAAGAUACAUACAUGUAUUUGGAAUAAAUACAUACAUGUAUUGGAAAGUUUUCAAUAUAGUUACUUAUGGUAUGACAUUUUAGGCUGAAUCUUACCCUAUGCUAAUGUCUACUGUCCAUUUAAAUGGUAUGGCAUUUUAGGCUGAAUCUUACCCUAUGCUAAUGUUUUACUGUCCAUUUAAAUGGUAUGACAUUUUAGGCUGAAUCUUACCCUAUGCUAAUGUUUUACUGUCCAUUUAAAUGGUAUGGCAUUUUAGGCUGAAUCUUACCCUAUGCUAAUGUCUACUGUCCAUUUAAAUGGUAUGGCAUUUUAGGCUGAAUCUUACCCUAUGCUAAUGUCUACUGUCCAUUUAAAUGGUAUGGCAUUUUAGGCUGAAUCUUACCCUAUGCUAAUGUCUACUGUCCAUUUAAAUGGUAUGGCAUUUUAGGCUGAAUCUUACCCUAUGCUAAUGUCUACUGUCCAUUUAAAUGGUAUAGCAUUUUAGGCUGAAUCUUACCCUAUGCUAAUGUUUCACUGUCCAUUUAAAUGGUAUGGCAUUUUAGGCUGAAUCUUACCCUAUGCUAAUGUUUCACUGUCCAUUUAAAUGGUAUGGCAUUUUAGGCUGAAUCUUACCCUAUGGUAAUGCCUACUGUCCAUUUAAAUGGUAUGGCAUUUUAGGCUGAAUCUUACCAUAUGGUAAUGUUUCACUGUCCAUUUAAAUGUUCAAGACUGUAAGAUGCAAACCAUGAAUACAGCAAAGAUUUCACUUCUAAAGCUUCAACUGUGAACAAAACCUAACAUGAAAAUAACCCAAUAAAUGGUAUAAUCUGUCAGUUAUAGAGAAUAUGAACUUCUGGAAACGCUUCUUCUUUUCUUCAGUGUAUCUUACAUUUACAUACAUGUAUCUAUAAGUUUUUCUAUGCUUUUGUAUUAAAUAAUGAUAUCUUAUACAUUUUAAUUGUUAUUAAUGUUAUUAUAUAUAUAUUUAAAAUAUAUGAAUAAAUACAUUUAGUGAAGAUC
Mytilus californianus (California mussel) is the source of this 4708-nucleotide messenger RNA. Its product is annotated as copine-8-like. The coding region runs from base 46 to 2109 and encodes 687 amino acids. The transcript has 20 exons. NCBI's taxonomy places the organism in Eukaryota, Metazoa, Mollusca, Bivalvia, Mytilida, Mytilidae. Gene Ontology annotation, biological process: cellular response to calcium ion. Gene Ontology annotation, molecular function: calcium-dependent phospholipid binding. The record is from RefSeq and is a predicted model, not a curated record. Gene Ontology annotation, cellular component: plasma membrane.